GGGCAAAGGUCAGCCACCCAGCAUCCUCCGCUGUAGAAUACACAGCCAUCUUGGAUCUGCGAGGAGAAGAGACAUUAAUGCGGUGACAAACAGCAUGUUUAGUGCAAGAAAGAAGUUUUUAGAGGGGGUCGAAAGUGACUACCCAGAUGAAAGCAUGUACUACGGCUCGCAAUCGAUGUUCCCACAUCGAUCGGAGAAAGACAUGCUGGCAUCCCCUUCGCCAUCAUCAUCAGGUCAGCUGUCUCAGCUUGGUGCGAGUUUAUACGGCCCACAAAGUGCACUAGGAUUUCCCAUGAGGAGCAUGAGCAGCAACAAUCCCCAGCUAAGCCGAAGCUUAACGCAGGGCACCCAACUCCCCAGCCACGUCACGUCCACAACAGGGGUGCCAACAAUGUCCCUCCAUACUCCGCCCUCGCCAAGCAGGGGCAUUCUUCCCAUGAACACGAGGAACAUGAUGAAUCACUCCCAGGUGGGGCAAGGCAUCGGCAUGACGGGCAGGACCAACAGCAUGGGCAGCUCAGGGCUGGGCAGUCCCAACAGGAGCUCACCAAGCAUUAUUUGCAUGCCAAAGCAGCAGACAUCCCGGCAGGCCUUCACCAUCAACAGUAUGUCUGGCUUUGGAAUAAACAGGAAUCAGGGAUUUGGAAUGAACAAUUCAUUAUCAAGCAACAUCUUCAAUGGAACCGAUGGGAGUGAAAACGUGACAGGACUGGACCUCUCGGACUUCCCUGCGCUGGCAGACAGAAGUCGGCGGGAAGGAAGCAGCAACCCAACUCCAUUGCUCAACCCGCUGGCUGGGCGAGCGCCGUAUGUUGGGAUGGUCACAAAACCAUCAAAUGAACAGUCUCAAGACUUCUCCAUCCAUAAUGAGGACUUCCCUGCAUUGCCAGGCCCUAACUACAAGGAUCCUACGUCAAAUAACGACGACAGCAAAUCUAAUUUGAACUCUUCAGGCAAGAACUCUAGCACGGAUGGGCCUAAAUUCCCAGGAGACAAGAGCUCAUCAGCGCAAAACAACAACCAGCAGAAGAAGGGGAUCCAGGUGUUGCCUGAUGGCCGGGUUACGAACAUUCCCUCUGGGAUGGUGACGGACCAGUUUGGGAUGAUCGGGUUGCUAACGUUCAUCCGGGCAGCUGAAACAGACCCAGGGAUGGUGCAUUUGGCACUAGGCAGCGACUUGACAACACUAGGGCUGAACCUCAACUCACCAGAGAAUCUGUACCCCAAGUUUGCCUCUCCUUGGGCAUCGGCGCCAUGUCGACCACAGGACAUCGACUUCCAUGUUCCUUCUGAGUAUUUAACCAACAUUCACAUAAGGGACAAGCUGGCUGCAAUAAAACUGUCGCGAUACGGAGAAGACCUGCUGUUCUACCUGUACUACAUGAAUGGAGGAGAUCUGCUGCAGCUGCUGGCAGCAGUAGAGCUCUUCAACCGGGACUGGAGAUACCACAAAGAGGAGCGAGUCUGGAUCACACGUGCGCCAGGCAUGGAGCCCACAGUGAAGACCAACACCUACGAGCGAGGAACGUACUACUUCUUUGACUGUCUUAACUGGAGGAAGGUGGCUAAGGAGUUUCAUCUGGAAUAUGACAAGCUGGAGGAGAGACCACACGUCCCAUCAACCUUCAACUACAACCCAGCCCAGCAGGCCUUCUAAAAGACUUCCCUGUUCAUGGGGUAUGGCUGUCUCAGCACGUCUCUCACCCAAAACCACAGGCGCUGAUGUGGCUCAGGCAUCCGGCUUUUUAUUCCUCCAGGAUCUGGCUAUUGACUUAGGUGGAUGGCUCUCCGCUGUUGGCGAGUCCCACCAUAUGAAAUAUUUGCUGCCCAACACCAACAGUUUUUCUGUUUUUCCUUUUUUUUUUUCUUUUUUUCUUUUUCUAAUUUUAACCAGGUAUGUUUUUUUUUUUAAUGCCUCUUUCCAGUGCCCUAUGGUCAGAGGCAUUUCAGCUCUAACAGUGACAGAAAAAGGUUGACGUUUCAUUCUCCAAAGUGUUACAAGUUGCAAAAGGGGGAAAACACAAUAACAGCAUAAAACAAGCAAUUCAAAGGACAGAGAAAAUGUUCAUUGUAGCACUGUUUGGUAAUAAAAGAACACAAAUUUUUGUGUUUUUUAAUGUGAAGACGCUUCAUAUUUCGUUUGGAAAGAUAAGCAGCUGAUUAACUUGUUUCCACCCCCUUUUAAUAGCCCCCAUGUUCAAAAAAUGUCAGCCCCUAGACUCCUGAUUUACUGCCCUCCAGCUCCCUGUCAUUCAUAUGUUUCUCUCGACAGCCGUUUUUGGCCCAGCUUCAGUAAAAUGACAUCCCAGACUGUUUUAGUAAACGUUACUGCCACAGCCUUUUUCCAGGGUUGCAAGGUUACUGAGCUUCAUCGUUCCAGAGCGAGCGAAAACACUCUCCAGCCUUUGUUACGACUUUGUAAUAAAUGUGUACAUUUUUUUUAAUUUUUGAACAUCACAUGAAUAAAGAUAUGUAUGUACGAAUGUGUAUAUAUUAUAUAUAUAUGACAUCUAUUUUGGGAAAAAAAAACCGUUGCCCUGCCGUACCUCGUUUUUAGGAGGUGAGCACGGACGCAAUACGUGGACAAACAGGACACUUCUGGAGCUGCUGGACAGGGACCAAGGCUUGCGCCCCUGUGCACUUUUCAAUGUACUACAGCAACGACAACAACGAAAGACGAAAAAAUGGGCCAGAUUCCCAACAAAGUGCGGACAUCCAUACCCAAGUGAACAACUCGGGAUUUGAGAAAGAGGACUUGAAAGCAUUUCACUUUGGCUGUUUUAAACGGCAGCAUUUCAUAGGAAAAGAAAAACCAAUUUAAAAAAAAAAAAAAGAAAAAAGAUUGAUCUUGUAUUUUCUGACCACAUUCAAGCUUCUUCUCUUUGUAAUAAAGUAGAGAGGCUUCUCCUGA
This is a messenger RNA of Scleropages formosus (Asian bonytongue), 2911 nucleotides long. Its product is annotated as CCR4-NOT transcription complex subunit 2. The transcript is spliced from 15 exons. The coding region runs from base 95 to 1657 and encodes 520 amino acids. Gene Ontology annotation, cellular component: CCR4-NOT core complex. The record is from RefSeq and is a predicted model, not a curated record. Gene Ontology annotation, biological process: regulation of DNA-templated transcription. NCBI's taxonomy places the organism in Eukaryota, Metazoa, Chordata, Actinopteri, Osteoglossiformes, Osteoglossidae.